AUGGAUCCUACUAUUGGCUGGUAUCAACCGGAGCAGUUUGGGCCAGCUAAAGACUUGUGGCUGCAAAUUUGGAUCGCUGAGAAAGGCCUUGAUACGUUGACAUUAAAAAACGAAAACAGCAUAGUAGGCUGUGGUGGCGGCGGCGGCGGUGGUGGGACGAACACUCUUGUUAACAGUGUUGGUGGUGGUGUACCAACAGCAAUGGCUACUUCUGGCAACAAAGGCGUCCAGGACUUUAUUCCUCUUCAGGACAGUCACAGCAACGCGGCUCUAAACAACCGCGUUGCCCAUCAGGAAGACCACCGGAAUCACCAGACGACCAAUCAUCUCCAGAGGAGCUUACCAGUCACCUCAAAUAUGUACUACAACCCGUCUCGCAGGAAAAAUGACAACCGAGCCAGCACUUAUGGUCUCAAUUACAACCACGACACCCUCAUCGGCGAGUACGGAGGAUGUCCUUGGAGGAUUCCCAGCAAGCAGUACAGUCCAGGAAUUAUUGGGCUUCAUGAGGAAAUAAGUGACUUUUAUAAUUAUAUGUGUCCGACAAUUGAAGAGCACAAUUUGCGAAUACGUGUUGUCAAGAGAAUUGAGUCAAUUAUUUAUGAACAGUGGCCAGAGUCUAAAGUUGAGGUAUUUGGAAGCUUUCGCACUGGCCUUUAUCUGCCUACAAGUGAUAUCGAUCUAGUUGUAAUCGGAAGGUGGGCGAACCUUCCGCUGUUUACGUUAGAAAAUAAGUUCCUGGAGUAUGAUAUCGCUGAACCGAGCUCAAUAAAGGUGUUGGACAAGGCUAGUGUACCAAUAAUCAAAUUAACCGAUAAAGAAACUGAUAUUAAAGUAGACAUUAGUUUUAAUAUGAACAACGGCGUUAAAUCUGCGGAGCUCAUUAAAAAUUACAAAAGACGUUUUCCAGUACUUGACAAACUCGUGCUUGUUUUAAAGCAAUUUUUAUUACAACGUGAUUUAAAUGAAGUUUUUACUGGAGGUAUUUCAUCUUACAGCUUGAUUCUCAUGACGAUCAGUUUUCUGCAGUUACAUCCUAGACAAAAUGUACAUGAAAAUUCUAAUCUAGGAGUUUUACUUAUUGAAUUUUUAGAGUUAUACGGUAGAAAAUUUAAUUAUGUUAAGACUGGCAUUAGAGUUAAAGACGGCGGUACUUAUAUUUCUAAGGAAGAGGUUCAACGAGACAUGAUUGAUGGACACCGACCAUCGUUGUUGUGUAUUGAAGAUCCAUUGACACCCGGUAACGACAUCGGACGCAGCAGCUACGGAGCUCUCUAUGUUAAAGAUGCAUUUGACUAUGCUUAUCAUAAUCUGGCUCAAGCUGUCAAUCCAACAAAUUUCGUUGAUUCUUCUAAGCAUAGUAUACUGGGAAGAAUAAUCCGCGUUACUGAUGAAGUAAUAGAAUACCGGAAGUGGAUCAAAGACUCGUUUCCGAGUUCCGUCCUAGAAUUAGAUUCACUGUCAAGCUCGACUGGUUCAGACGCGUCAACUCUCUCAGCGCCUGCCAGUGAUACAGAUUCAGAGCACAGUCGUGGGAAUUCUCCAAACACAGGUGGACAGAUAGAAGACCGCAAUCGAGACCGCAAUGCGUACAACAAUCAACAGAAUCAGUAUACUCACAAUCCGUGGAAAAAACCCUACAAAACUGGACAUGGUAGACCUCGAUAUUAGACUAGA
Molecule: messenger RNA, 1677 nt
Organism: Cotesia congregata
Lineage: Eukaryota; Metazoa; Arthropoda; Insecta; Hymenoptera; Braconidae
Source: the annotation of a GenBank genome assembly